Messenger RNA from Mizuhopecten yessoensis (Yesso scallop), 2209 nucleotides. Its product is annotated as U2 small nuclear ribonucleoprotein auxiliary factor 35 kDa subunit-related protein 2-like. The record is from RefSeq and is a predicted model, not a curated record. The coding region runs from base 190 to 2025 and encodes 611 amino acids. Gene Ontology annotation, biological process: mRNA splicing, via spliceosome. NCBI's taxonomy places the organism in Eukaryota, Metazoa, Mollusca, Bivalvia, Pectinida, Pectinidae. Gene Ontology annotation, cellular component: U2AF complex; spliceosomal complex. The transcript has 10 exons. Gene Ontology annotation, molecular function: metal ion binding; pre-mRNA 3'-splice site binding.
CACUGGCUAAGUAAACAGGCUGUAAAGAAAAUCUCCGAUACAUCGAUUUCCUUUACAAAUCCGCAUUUGUUUCCGUCUCUGGAUUUAGUCAUCACCAUCAACGGCAAAAUUGUCCGGUUCGAGCUCGGGCUGGUUCUACACUUAACCGCGGCAUUAAAAUACCAAGCGUCUGUUCGACAGAGAUAAAGCAUGGACGACGAGGGAGAAGGGGCAGGAUUCGAGCUGCAGAAAAUUACAAUUGUUGAUGAAUGUGGUAGCGAAAUUUCUUCUGGCGCUAAAUUGAGUCAUAAGCAAUGGAGAGCAAGACUAAAGAGAGAAAGGCGACGCAAUAAAAGACGAGAAGUCGCCAAGGAGUUGGCAGCAGAUAAAGGAAUCGAGAGUUUGGUUGAAGCUACCGAUGAAGAAUUUGAGAAGCUGAAGCAGCAAAGAGAUGAGGCUGAGAGGGCAUAUCUUCAUGCCCAAUGGCUGGAGCGAGAGAAACAAGCACUGGACCAGUGGCAGAGGACAAAGGAGAGAGAGAGGGUAGAGAAACAGAAUAGGGAGGAACAAGAGAAAAGGAUCAAAGAAGAGUGGGAAGCACAACAGAAAGAAGAAAAGGAAGAACAAGAGAAGAAGGAUGAAAUAGAUAAAGAAAAGAAGUCUCGCCAGGAGGAUCUGCUACGUCAGGCCACGGCAAACGAAAACAAGGAGGGAAAUGACCAACCCUGGCAUAACCCCAUUGUACGAGUGGUCCAGGGCAAGGAGAGAGACCGCUGUCCCUUUUUCGCUAAGACAGCAGCUUGCAGAUUUGGUGACAGGUGUUCUCGUACCCACCCCGAGACAGAGAGCAGCACCAUUCUGUUGUUCCGUGGCAUGUAUAGCCACUUUGAGUUGGAGCAGGGUCUGACAGGCGAGGAGUAUGACACAGAUCUGAUUCUUGAAUAUGACGAUUCUGAACUCUACCAAAACUUUCGUGACUUUUAUGAAGACAUUGUUCCAGAAUUCAAAGCAAUAGGUCGAUUGGUCCAGGUGAAAGUUUGUUGUAACUACGAGCCCCAUCUCCGUGGAAACGUCUAUAUCCAAUACAGAAGGGAGGAUGAUGCAGCCUCAGCCUUUGCACAGUUCAACGGUAGAUUUUAUGGUGGAAAACAACUGUCCUGUGAAUAUGUCACGAUACCAACCUGGAAAUCAGCUGUCUGUGGUUUGUUUGGAAGUGGUCGAUGUCCCAAAGGAAGAAACUGUAAUUUCUUCCACGUGUUCAAGAAUCCUGGCAAUGAAUUUUGGGAGUCAGAUCGCAAUUUUGACAGAUAUAGACAAAGCAACACACAAAGUAGAAACAGAGAAUGGUCUCAGAGGUCAGAAGGGUCAUCAAGUAGGAGGCAAAGAAAGAGGUCAAGGUCACGGGAAAGAAGAAGGUCAAGGUCACAGGAAAGAAGAAGCAGGUCAAGGUCACCAACAAAAAGAAAUAGGUCAACCCGUCAUACAAGGUCAAACAGAUCAAGAUCAUCAUCUAAAGAUAGACAUCAUGGAUCAAACAGAAAAAGGUCAAGGAAUUAUCGUUCAAGGUCAAGAUCAAGGUCAAAAAGUAAAACUAGAGACAGACAGAAAUCCAGAAAGAAGCGUUCUGAUUCAAGGUCAUUGUCUAGAGGUCGAUCAAGGUCACCAAAAUCAAAAUCUAGUAAGAAACAUUCACGCUCACGGUCUUACUCCAGAGGUCGAUCAAGAUCUUCGUCAAAAUCGGAGUUUCAACAGGAAGAAAAACAAUCAAAGGUAAAGGAGAACUGUGUUAUUACAGACAACAUUGGUGAAAGUGAAAAACAGUUAGUGACAGAAUCAGGAGAAAAUAAUGAGAGACUUGAAAACAGCAAAAAUGGAAAAGUGUUAGAAACAGAGGAAGUGAAAAGUGACCUAAAGGAGAACAGCAACAGUUCAGAUUCUGAGAAAUCAUCACGAAGUCAUCAUCAUAAGGACAAAAAACAUAAACAUAAAAAGCAUAAACAUAAGAAACAUAAAAAAAUCACAUUAGAAUGGAUAGAGGCUUCCUGAAUUCUAUGUGGUGAUAAUGUCAUCUGUCUGUUUUAAUCUGGAUAUAUCCAGACCUUCAAUUAAAAGAAAAAAAUAUCUAGAUUUUAUACGGCAACUGAAUUAUGGAUAACUAGUAUUGAAUAACAUGCCAGUUUCUAAGAAACACUAAAAACUAAAAUAGAUAUUAAAAUAUAUGUAUAUUUGG